GGGAUUUGUAAAUUCGCCGCGUUUCACCGUCAUGCGCAACGGUGACACUGCCAUGUUGGAUCGAAAGCUCGGUGCACAGGAGUUCAGAUGAAAGUUUAGAGUCUCGAGACGACGUUGGAUAACCAAACGAGGAUCGCGUUUUAUUUCUGAGACGCAAUACCUCUCUCAACCCACCACCGGCCGAAACACAACAGGCCUGGAUAUGAGAGCCUUCGGAUCCAAGCGGCGGUGAUUAGAGAUCAAUGAACACGUAUUUUCUGUUUAACACUGAUCACAAGUUCACACCAUCGGAUUGUCAAAAAUGAGCGGUCCACCUUCACACAGGAGGCCUGGGAUCAAUGUUGGCUCCAUUCUUCUCACCCCGCAGGAAAACGAAGUGCUUUCCAACUAUCUGGGAAAGAAAUGCACGAGUUUGUCUUCAGCCGUGGUGCAGGUCUAUGGAGCCGACAGAAACUCGUCCUGGGUGAAGAAGUGCUGUGGGGUGGCCUGUCUGGUCAAAGACAGCUCUCAGAGAUCUUACUUUAUCAGGGUGUUUGAUAUGAAAGAGGGAAAACAAUUGUUUGGUCAAGAGCUCUACAACAACUUUUCAAUAAACUUCUCCAGGCCAUACUUUAUCACAUUUGCUGGAGAUACGUGCCAGAUCGGUCUCAAUUUUGCCAGUGAGGAGGAAGCCAGGCGAUUCAAGUCUGCUACCAAUGAACUUCAGAUUAGAAGAGGGAGGAAAACCGAGAAAAGACGUGACCCACCUAAUGGACCAUCAGGACCUUUAGGACCAACACUUCCAAUGGCAACAGUGGACAUAAAGAACCCCGAAAUCAACAGCCAGCGUUAUCAAAAUAACACUCAAAUGAACAACACCAACCUCCACAGCAACUUCAACUGGAAAGAUAAAGGCAAAGGCAAGAACAAGAAGAAGAAAAUAUCCAAAUCUGAAAUCGGCACCCCGAGCAAUUUCCGGCAUGUUGGGCAUGUCGGCUGGGAUCCCAACACAGGCUUUGAUUUAAAUAAUCUGGACCCAGAGCUAAAGAACCUGUUUGACAUGUGUGGCAUUUCUGAGGCCCAGCUCAAAGACAAAGAGACGUCUAAAGACAUCUACGAAUUCAUUGAGAUGAGAGGAGGAGUAGAGGCUGUCAAAAAUGAACUUCGACGACAAGCACCUCCACCUCCACCAUCCAGAGGAGGACCGCCCCCUCCCCCACCUCCCUCCAGAGGCAGAGGAGCGCCGCCUCCACCUCCGCCGUCAAGAGGGCCCAUCUCUGCUCCUCCUCCACCUCCUCCCUCCCGGCCAGGUAUGGGAGCACCACCACCUCCUCCCCCCAGCAGAGGGCCCGGGACUGCUCCCCCGCCGCCACCUCCACCCCAGCCUGCCUCCCUGUCUCCACCAGCCCCUCCUCCUCCUCCUCCUCCAUCUUCAAUGGGCGGGGCACCACCACCGCCGCCACCUCCUCCUCCGGGACCCCCUCCUCCCGCGCCUCUGCUACCAGACGGGGAUUCUGGGGAGGUGCCGGGGGGUAAAUCUGCACUCCUGAACCAAAUUCGAGAAGGAGCGCAGCUGAAGAAAGUGGACCAAAACAACAAGCCGCCCGUGUCCAGUGGUGGCCGUGGCGCACUCUUAGACCAAAUACGACAGGGCAUUCAGCUUAAAAAUGUACCGGACACUACAGAGCCGGCUACGCCCACUUCUGCCCCGUCAGCUGGGAUCGUGGGGGCGCUGAUGGAGGUCAUGCAGAAGAGGAGCAAAGCGAUCCACUCUUCAGAUGAUGAUGAUGAUGACGAUGAUGUAGAAGAUUUUGAGGAUGAAGAUGAGUGGGAUGACUGAUAACCAGGGCUGACCAGAAGAAUUAAAACACUACAUUGCUCUUGACAUUCUAAAUCUUAUCAAAUUGUAAUGUAAAUGGAUGACCGAUUUGCUGUACAUUUUUGUUGCCUUUAUGCUUUUUUUGUAUUAAUCUGUGCAAUACCUCAUUUAAUCUGUAAAGGUUUGUCAUGCAUCUCCUGUAAAGGUUUUAUUUUCCUCUCCUGGAUUUACGUGCAAUUUUACAUCAAGUUUACUUGAUUUGUAGAGUUGAAUGUUUUGGGGUCUUUUGUUUUGUUUUUGUUUUUCUUUGUGAUUCUUUGAACGAAAGUCGAUGCUAAGGAACAAAAUGAGCAAGUCUUUAAUAUUGAUACCAUGACUCAAAGCAAGAACACUAUUUUUAUGCUUUUCUCUAACCUUUUCUUAUUCAGUUUAACGCUGUUAUUUUCUCAGAAACCAUAUUCAGCCCCCUUGCUAAUUUGUAAAUUUGCUCCGAGUUUGAUUCGGUUUCAACAUUUGCACAAAUCAAAAAGAAAAAAGUGGGGAAACGGCACAAUACAGCGGAUUUGUUUACACAUUGUGUGCUAUAGCUACUACGUCAGGACUACGUCCUUAAAAUUAGAUGUGAGAAACACUACAGUUAUUAGAAAUCUUCUGUUUGCAUAUGCUAGUUUGCAUUUUACUGGCAUUACAGUAAAUUUCAUGGGCAAUUGUUUUUUAUUUUUUUCUGUUGGUCAGAUAUGGUUCAAGUUGGAAUUUAAUGCUCGUGUGCCAUUGAAAAAAAUUGUGAAGUGGACAGUUUGUACGUUCUCAGUGUUUUACUAAUAACGCACUGUGAUGCUGUACUAAUUCAAAAAGAGUGGCUCUGGUUCACCUGGCGGUCUGCAGUGGGUCAGAUCAUAUAGUUUCACUGUUUUUAGCAGUGUUAUUAGAGCAAUUCAAAUAUAUUUUUCAGUUUUCAUCCCUCGUUUAACCAGGGUCGCUUUGCAUUGAGACUUGAAACCUUUGAAAUGAGGUUGAAAAAGAAUUAUUAAAAUUGUAAACUCAAAUAAAUGUUAAUAUUUACAUAA
Molecule: messenger RNA, 2865 nt
Organism: Cyprinus carpio (common carp)
Lineage: Eukaryota; Metazoa; Chordata; Actinopteri; Cypriniformes; Cyprinidae
Product: actin nucleation-promoting factor WASL-like
Biological process (GO): actin filament organization
Cellular component (GO): nucleus; cytoplasm; endoplasmic reticulum membrane
Molecular function (GO): actin binding; microtubule binding
Source: RefSeq, a predicted model, not a curated record